AUGUGGUCUGAAGGAUGGUGUGACUACAAGCGACUUCCAGGAAAUCAAGUGCAGGGAUGCUGUGACUACAAGCGACUUCCACGAAAACAAGCGCCUCCUUGGAACCAUCCCAGUGAUGGCAACGGUGGAUUAAUUAACGUGACGAAGAGACCGCCUCUGGCAGACAAGACAUCAUCUCUGCUAGCCAGACCCGAUGAAGGAGGCUACAGUAGAUACUACUGUCACGUUGAUUACCAAAAAUGGGAUGAGGGCCGCUGUUUUUCUCAGAAUCCAAGAAGUGGCCCACCCUACAAAAGAGGCCCUUAUGGCUACCUAUGGUCAAGCGAUGAGUAUGCCACAAGCCGACAGCCUCAAUACAGGGCCAUGAGAAACGGCUUUAGAAGAAGACGUUUGUAUUCUUCCCAUUAUUCAAGACAACGAACUCCCCAUAAACGGGGCGCUCCAUUUUUGAGAGAAUCACAUGUGGGCGGGAAGGACUCCCUACACAGCAGAUUUGGCUCCAGUCUCAGCAGUAGAAGCAGGAUGCGCUCCUUCCAUCAGUCUCGACAUCGAUGUAAAGAGAGAGCCAUCCAGUUUUUGAAAACAUCAAGAGAUACUGUGCCUUCAGGUUCUUCAUCCAAGGUGUUAAAAAGCCCCAGCCGCCUGACUGAGAAGGAACAGGCUGAUGCUGCAAACAAGUGGGCUAAUGAAAAUCCCAAGAAGUCAGAAGAAAAUCACUUGGCUGAAAUGUCCGAGUUUGAGACGGGAUCCAAGGCACCAUUAUGUAUCAACCAGACAGAAGAACCCGAGUCCAACACAACAGCUGGCACAGAAUUGUGUGAAGACAGCCAGCUUAGCAGUCGCUCAAAAGCGAUUGCAUCAAAAAUCACGGAGAUUGAGAAGGUUUACCGACAAGUCUGUGAAACUUUCGGGAUGGUGGUGGAAAGGCUGGUUGAAAAGGAUCGUUCCUUAGAAAAAUCUAUACAGUUUGCAAUGAAGCAGAGUUUGCAUGAAAUAGGUGAGCAACAUGUUGAAGAACUCAAGCAUUUCAUUAUGGAGUAUGAUAAUUCUACUCCAGAUUUUGGAGACCCUUUUUAGAAGAAUUAGGGCUCGGUUCAAACAAAUUUUUAAAGCUUCUAGAUUUUUCCCUUUGGACUUUUGAAAUCCUUACUAUUUUGUGAUGAAGAGAAAUACUUUAUGAUAACUGACCCCGUUGCUAGUAUCAAAUAAACAUCUACAAUAGUUUUUAAAGUCUCUUAAUUAGAAUGUUUUCCCUAUGUGUAGAAUCGUCUAAUCCAUCUUCAUACAUCCCCUCCCUUCCAAAAAUAAUGUUCAAUUAAUUUUUUAAUGUUUGAAAAGGCAGUUCUGGAGAGCAGCUCUCUGUACUUAACUCAUGAUCAAUAGUCUUCCAUGGUGUGCUGGUCUCCGGGGUAUAAUUUGUAGUUAGAGGUCAUUCCAGGUUGCAUCAUAGGCAUUGUUAGCAUUUUGAGUUGAGUUUGACUUGCUGCCUGCUUUUUUUCUGCUUUGUAACUUUCAGUGGUGU
Peromyscus eremicus (cactus mouse) is the source of this 1522-nucleotide messenger RNA. RefSeq names its product periphilin-1-like. Gene Ontology annotation, biological process: negative regulation of DNA-templated transcription; protein localization to heterochromatin; negative regulation of gene expression, epigenetic. The transcript has a single exon. The record is from RefSeq and is a predicted model, not a curated record. NCBI's taxonomy places the organism in Eukaryota, Metazoa, Chordata, Mammalia, Rodentia, Cricetidae. Gene Ontology annotation, cellular component: nucleoplasm. The coding region runs from base 1 to 1077 and encodes 358 amino acids.